UGACUUUAGAUGUCAUUUUGGUUAUUAACCUGAAAAUAUAUACAAAACACAGAGUUUUACACUGGUCAGGUUGCUCUUAGAAUGACAUAAAGUUAGGCACCUAUUUUACAGAGGAUCACAAAUAUUUAGGAUGUAGCCUAUAAAUAUAUUUGAUUUGGAGCUGGAGAUCAGAAUUUCCUUGACAGGUAAGCCUCAAAUUAUGAAUUUGGUUAGAACACAAAAUGCCUACACAUUGAGCUGCUGCUAAUAUAGACAUCAUAUCAGAUUGUAGAUAUCCUGAUACAAAUCAACACGUUCUUGUCUUUUCUAGUUUUGCAUUAAUGGGCAUAUGCUGCGGAAGUGGAACAGCCAGCCUGUCCUGAAGUACGCGAUGCAAGGAGGGGACUUCAUGGUUGCCACCAACAUACUCCUCUCUGGCAAUAACUUCUGAAAGCUUGCCCUCUUCUUUAGGUUUAUGAAUAUUGGCUUUGUGUCUCCAAAAACAUUCAGACUUAUACAGAACCAUUACUUGGUAGACUCUAUUAUAAAGAUUUUUGGGAGAAGAAGAGAGCGAUCAUCAUUGACUGCCUGCGUGCAAAGGAAAGUGUUGUUGCACUUGCUGAUGGAAGGAUGGACUCUCCAGGCCACACUGCCCAGUUCUGCACUUAUACGACCAUGGAGAACGACUCCAAGGACAUAAUAAGUGUUGUCACUGUUGACAAACGACAAACCAAUCGCAACAGUGUGAUAAUGGAGAAGCAUGCCUUCAUUCAAACGUUUGACAACCUUUUGGCGGACCUGAACAUCACUGAGAUUGUCACAGAUGCGCACAUGCAGAUUUCUGCACUGUUGGAUCCAAGAAAAGGAAGAUACAAAGAGAAAGCUAUAAUACAUUCCUUGGAUGUCUGGCAUGCAGCCAAAAAUCUGACCAAGAAACUUCAUAUGGCUGGGAUUCUAAAGGGAAAUUCCAUCCUACUUGUGUGGCUGAAGGACAUCAACCAAUUUUGGUACAUUUGCCAGAAAGCACAACAUUGUGAUAUGUUUAAUGACAUGUGGGUGGGUGUGCUUCACCAUGUCACAGGGAAGCAUGAAUGGACCCGUGGCAAAUGUGACCAUGGACCACUUGAUGCAAUGACCAGUGAUAAAGAGCUCAUGGUGCCAGGAUCACCACCACACGAGGCUCUUCAACGAAUCAUGUUCAACAGACGCUGGUUGAAGGAUGUCACCAAGUAUCUGACCUUUAGGUCAACUUCAGAACUGGAGAGUUUCCAGAACUGCAUUCUCAUGUAUGCUGGAAAAAGGUUUGCCUUCUCUCCUCCUGUCUACAAAGCCAGGUGCCUUCUUGCCGCGUUGGAUUACAACCACCACAACCACCGACCAGAUUAUAUAACCCAGAAAAAUGAGAAGUCAAAACGUAUGGAUGGAGGGCCGCUCCCAAGAAAGGUAAAACGCAACCCCGAUGACCCAAGAAAUCUUGGGAAUUUAGCUGGAGUUGUGGCAACCCCCACGGCGGAACUGGUACAGACACAAAUUCGCAGAGGACAGGUGUGUCAUUCAACAAAAUCCCACAUUUCUUGUCAGCUCAAUUCUAAUUAUGUUUAUUGUUGUACUGGUUAAAAUAAAUAAAUAAAACUCAGCAUAAAAUAUUCAGUCUCACAAGCCAUCCGCUGCACCUUUGUGCAGUUUUGGAUGUAUCACCAAUUAUAAUAAACCAGUAAUUGUCUUCUUUUUUCCUAUUUAACAUAGUUUGGGUAGAUGUAUUUUUACCUUUCAUGUUUCAGUCGGAUCACUUACACCUUCGCCAGAGUCGCCAGCUGUUCGAGACGUCGCUUCCAUUUAUAUGCAGGCAGCAGAUGGCGACAUCGUCCCUCUGCUGCCUGCAUAUAAAAGGAAAAAACAUCUACCCAAACUGUGUUACAUAAGAAAAAAAGAAGACUAUUAUGAGUCACAAAGUAAGAAUAUACAGAAGAACACCAGUAAUUCAUUUAUAAGUCUGGAACUAUUUGUAAUGUUCACAGUACCUGCACAACACAUCACUUUUCUGUUGUGCCAAGGUCAAGUUGAAAUGACAGUUACCAGAUUGGAUGGAGC
Nothobranchius furzeri (turquoise killifish) is the source of this 2070-nucleotide messenger RNA. The record is from RefSeq and is a predicted model, not a curated record. Lineage: Eukaryota; Metazoa; Chordata; Actinopteri; Cyprinodontiformes; Nothobranchiidae.